CAGGAGAGAUCCCCUGAGAGUAGGGCUGGCCCGAGCUCCACAGAGAAGGCCAGGAGAGCCAGAGGCACCGAAUGAGGUAAUUUGCAUCCCCUGAAGAUCUCUCCAUUAGUGGAAGAUGUGGCCACUCAUUAUGUUGAUGGCACUGCCAGGACUCCAUGCCCAGCAGGCUUGUUCUCGGGGGGCCUGCUACCCUCCUGUGGGGGACUUGUUGGUUGGAAGGACACGAUUCCUUAAAGCUUCCUCUACCUGUGGAAUGACGAAGCCUGAGACUUACUGUACCCCAUAUGGCGAGUGGAAAAUGAAAUGCUGUAAGUGUGACUCCCGGCUGCCUCAUGGCUACAACAGUCACCGGGUGGAGAAUGUGCUCUCCUCCUCUGGCCCCACACGCUGGUGGCAGUCCCAAAAUGAUGUGAGUCCUGUUUCUCUGCAACUGGAUCUGGAUAGGAAAUUCCAGCUCCAGGACAUCAUGCUGGACUUACAGGGACCUCUACCAGCGGGCAUGCUGAUUGAACAUUCCCCAGACUUUGGAAAGACUUGGAAGGUCUAUCAAUACCUGGCCCCCAACUGUGCUGCCACUUUCCCCCAGCUCCGCCAGGGCCGGCCUCAAAGCUGGCAGGAUGUUCGGUGCCAGCCACUGUCAACCCAGCACACUGGGCCCAACCGUGGGGGAAAGGUGCACCUCAACCUUUUGGACUUCGCAUCUGGAAUUCCGGCCACUCAGAGUCAGAAGAUACAUGAACUGGGGGAAAUUACCAACUUGAGAGUUAACUUCACCAGGCUGGCUUCAGUGCCCCAGAGAGGCUACCACCCACCCAGUGCCUAUUUUGCUGUGUCACAACUGCGUUUACAGGGAAGCUGCUUCUGCCAUGGCCAUGCUGACCGUUGUGCUCCUCUCCCAGGCAUCCCUGCUGACCCCUCAGCUAGAGUCCAGGUCCAUGAUGUCUGUGUUUGCCAGCAUAAUACUGCUGGUCUCAACUGUGACCGCUGUGCUCCCUUCUACAACAACCGACCCUGGAAAGCUGCUGAUGACCAGAAUCCUCAUGAAUGCCAGAGGUGUGAGUGUAAUGGGCAUUCAGAGACCUGCCACUUUGACCCAGCUGUGUUUGCUGCCAGCCAGGGGGUGAGCGGAGGUGUGUGUGACAAUUGCCAGGACCACACCGAAGGGAACAACUGUGAGAGAUGUCAGCUGCACUACUUUCGGAACCGCCGUCCAGGCGCUCUCAUUCAGGAGACCUGCAUUCCUUGUGAAUGUGACCCAGAUGGGGCAGUGCCUGGAGCUCCCUGUGACCCACUGACUGGACAGUGUGUGUGCAAAGAGAAUGUGAAGGGAGAACGCUGUGACCUAUGCAAGCCUGGUUUCACUGGACUCACUCAUACCAAUCCACAGGGCUGUACUCGCUGUGACUGUAGCAUCCUGGGAUCUCGCCGAGACAUGCCCUGUGAUGAGGAGACUGGCCGUUGCCUCUGUCUGCCCAAUGUGGUUGGUCCCAAGUGUGAUCAGUGUGCUCCCAAUUAUUGGAAGGUGGCCAGUGGCAGGGGCUGUGAGCCGUGCAACUGUGACCCUCACAAUUCCUACAGCCCCCAGUGUAACCAGUUCACAGGUCAGUGCCAGUGCCGGGAAGGAUUUGAUGGUCCGACGUGCAGUGCUGCUUCUAUCCGCCAGUGUCCUGAUCGGUCUUAUGGAGAUAUUGGGACAGCAUGUCGAGCUUGUGAUUGUGACUUCCGGGGGACAGAGGGCCCAGGUUGUGACAAAGCUACAGGUCAGUGUCUGUGUCGUCCCGGCUUUGCUGGUCCCCGUUGUGACCAAUGCCAGAGAGGCUUCUGUGACAACUACCCCGUCUGUGUGGCCUGCCACUCCUGCUUCCAGACAUUUGAUAGGAACAUCCGAGAGGAAGCCCUGCGUCUUAGGUCCCUGCUCAACACCACAGCUGGGAUCCGGCCAGGGUCUGGCCUUGGGGACCAUGUGUUGGGCCCCCGGAUUGGGGAGGCAGAGAACAGCAUCCGGCAGAUUCAUGCGAUCCUCAGAACACCUUCAGUCACAGAGCAAGAGAUAACUGAGGUGGCAAACAUCAUCUUCUCUGUCAGGAGGUCCCUCCAGAAUCUGCAGACAAAUUUGCCCUUAGAAGAGGAAACAGAUUCACUUUUAGGAGAGCUGGAGAAUCUGGACAGAAGUCUUAAACUCCUCCUCAUCCAGUAUCAGAACAAGAGAGAACAGUUUGAGAGAAUUAGCAGCACAGAUCCUUCAGGUUCCUUCCGAAUGCUGAACUCUGCCUACCAGACAUCUUCUCAAGCUGCUCAACGUAUUGCUAGCAGUUCAAACUUGCUGCUCCAAGUCCAUAAUAGCCGGAAAGAAGCUGAAAGGCUGGAGAGGCAGCUGGAAGGAAGUGGAAGUGCUGGUGGGUCACAGCUACAGACCCUAAGACAACAAAUGGCUUCAUUUCCCAAUCUGACACCCACCAUCAACAAGAUUUGUGGGACCACAAGGCAGGAGACCUGUACCCCAGGACAAUGCCAAGGGAUAACAUGCCCCCGAGACAAUGGCACAGCCUGUGGUGCUGAUUGUAGAGGCAUCCUCCGGCAGGCGGGUGGUGCCUUCAGGAUUGCUAAGCAAAUGUCCCAACAGCUCCAGGACUUCAAUGCUCAGCUCCAGCAAACCAGGCAGAUGAUCAGGGAAGCAGAAGAAGCUGCUACCCAGAUCCAGACAGAUGCCCAACGCCUAGAGAUCCAGGUGAGCAACAGCCGUUCUCAGAUGGAAGAGGAUGUCCGUCGUACCCGCCUCCUCAUCCAGCAGGUCCGGGACUUUCUCACUGACCCCAGCACAGAUGCAGCCACCAUCCAGGAGAUCAGCGAAUCAGUUUUGGCUCUAUGGCUGCCUACAGACUCAGCUACAGUCCUUCGGAAGAUGAAUGAAAUACAGGCCAUUGCUGCCAGAUUACCUAAUGUGGACCUGAUUCUGUCACAGACCAAGCAGGAUAUUACUCGGGCUCGAAAGCUCCAGGAGGAGGCAGAAUUGGCCAGGAGCCGUGCCAUUACUGUGGAAGGCCAAGUAGAGGAUGUGGUUGAGAACCUCCGACAGGGCAUGGUAGCUCUUCAGGAGGCAGAGGACACCAUGCUAGGUACCAGUCGCUCCCUGGGACUCCUGCAGGAUCGGAUCACUGAGGUCCAGCAGGUUCUUGCACCAACAGAAAGGAUGGUGACAGGUAUGACAGAGCAGUUGACUAGCUUCAGGGACCGGAUUGAACAGCUUCGUCACAGUAUUGGGGAGCAGAGAGCACAGUCUGCCCAAGCCCAGGAGAUUGCCCAGGGAGCCAGUGAGCAUGCUCUCAAUGCUCAACAGGGAUUUGAGAGAGUGAAACAAAAGUAUGAAGAACUGAAGAACCGAAUGGGUCAGAGUCCCAUGCUGGGGGAGCAGGGGAACCGGAUCUUGAAUGUCAAGUCUGAGGCUGAAGAGCUCUUUGAGGAGACCAUGACAAUGAUGGACAGGAUGAAAGACAUGGAAGCAGAGCUGCUGAUGGGAAGCCAGGACAUCAUCCGACGUUCAGCAGACCUCAGUGGUUUGGAAAAGCGUGUGGAGAAGAUACGGGACCACAUUAACGAGCGGGUGCUCUACUACGCCACCUGUCAAUGAUCUGUUACACUCAAUUCCUGGGCCCUGCCAGUUUUUGCUUUUCCUUGGGGAGUAGGAACCAGCUCUUAGCUCCACAUUGCUUCUCUUACUUUCCAAGAAAUAUCCUAGAAGCCCUGGGUCUGUGUAAGCAGCUGGUCAGAUUAUUGGCAGUGGCAGAUGAGAAGAGGUAGACUGGACCACUGUGGUCUUGUCUUUGAAGCCAGCCAAACCAUGGAGAUAGGAACAUCUCAGAUGGAUAGAGGGGAUUGCUGAAGCACCAAAUAAAUACCCAACUAUUAAGUGAUAAAUGAAUGUAAAGCAGUCACCAACACAAUAAAAAUCUUGGUUUUGUAAAGGA
Molecule: messenger RNA, 3965 nt
Organism: Antechinus flavipes (yellow-footed antechinus)
Lineage: Eukaryota; Metazoa; Chordata; Mammalia; Dasyuromorphia; Dasyuridae
Gene: LAMB3
Product: laminin subunit beta 3
Exons: 23
Coding region: 116-3628 (1170 amino acids)
Biological process (GO): axon guidance
Cellular component (GO): basement membrane
Source: RefSeq, a predicted model, not a curated record